Mizuhopecten yessoensis (Yesso scallop) is the source of this 1801-nucleotide messenger RNA. Its product is annotated as BTB/POZ domain-containing protein 1-like. Gene Ontology annotation, molecular function: protein binding. The coding region runs from base 299 to 1267 and encodes 322 amino acids. Gene Ontology annotation, cellular component: P-body; cytosol. NCBI's taxonomy places the organism in Eukaryota, Metazoa, Mollusca, Bivalvia, Pectinida, Pectinidae. Gene Ontology annotation, biological process: neurogenesis. The record is from RefSeq and is a predicted model, not a curated record. The transcript has 6 exons.
ACAAGCUCAGACGACACACUUCAUCACCGAAUCACAAGACAAGCUUAUGCAGUCUAUCCGACUUCCUCCGCCAACACCAAUUAUUUCAACGGCAAGCAGAUAUGUAAAGGAAGGAACGACAAAACAUAUCAAACGAUAAGGAGCUCAUUAGGAAACAACAUCGCCAAAGAAUGCAUAGACAGCGACGUGCAAGCGGCCAUUAUUAUUACACGCUACCCUAUGGCGAAAAGGGUGACAGUCCAAAACUUAACAUGUAGAAGUUAACAAAGAAUCAACCACUUCAUAUCAUUUUAGAGGCAUGGAUAAAAAGGUGACAUUCCAAUACGGGAGUGGAUAUACAUCCGUCGUGGGACUUGGUGCGUCGACAUCGUCGACUGGACAACCUGCGUCUGACUGGCGAACUGGUAAAUCUUUGACUGAAAGUUUAUAUCACAUCUUCUCUGGUGGAAUAGGCAGUGACGUCACGUUCCUUGUCGGCGCGAAAAGGCAGAGAAUACCAGCUCACACACUGAUUCUCACCAGCCGCAGUCCUGUCUUCUUUGCCAUGUUUAAUGGUCCCCUGGCAGAGACUGGAGAUGUGAAGGUUCCGGAUAUCACAGUAGAGGCCUUCACUUUAUUUCUGACCUAUCUUUACACAGACGAAGUAACACUGACAGUGGGGACGGUGGUGUCUGUAAUGAGUGUCGCCCGGAAGUACUGUGUAGAUGUCCUCGUUUCUGUGUGUGACAACUUCCUGAUGACAAAUUUCUCGCCAGCUAUUGCCUGUUUCCUUCUCGAGCAAGCCCACAUCUACACUGAAGAUAGAUUAAUGGCAAUGUGUCUCAAUAGUAUUGGGUUGUCGCCUGAAAAAAUGUUAACUUCCGAAUCCUUUGCUGUCCUGUGUCCGAGCUGCCUGACCAGUAUAACAGAAUCAGAUGAGCUGGAUGUUGACGAGAGUCACGUGUACAAGGCUGUUAUGCAGUGGGCGGAGAAGGAAUGCAUUCGGCAAAAUCUGGAGAUAACGGGUGCAAACAAGAGAGCUGUGCUGGGAAACGUCCUCUCAACCAUUCGAUUCCCGAUCAUGUCUCAAGAUUUUUUUCUGGAUCAAGUCUGUAAGGAUAAGAUACUAACGAGUGAUGAGAUUGUCGACAUCCUCAUGUACAUCCGAAACAAUACCAACACACUUGUCACUAGCUUUAACAAAAGCUACAGAAAGCAUUAUGUACGGCAUGGCAGGCCUAUCUUUGAAAAAGUACAUAAGGUUGGUAAAAGGCCAAACUGUUGGUGAGUCAUGAAAAUCACACCAAUAUUUCUGGUUAUGACAUAUCCCGAGUUUUUUGUUGUUUUUGUCGAUUGAAAUUAAGAUUGUAAUACUUAAUGCAUGUGGAGUUCUAAGAAGAAUUCAUUGUCCUCAUUGUUUUUAAUUAAUUGACAACUUUGAAUCUAUGUUUGACGGAGACAAAAACUGAUGAUGCUGAUAUUAUUGACAUACCUAGUUUUAACAAUAUUAAUCCAUUUGAAUGUAAGCGGUUAAAGUCUGGUGGGACAGUUACCCUUUAGCGUGUGUACAAGAACCUGAGUCGUUCAUUAAUAUUGUAGAUUCAAACUUGACAAAAUCAUAUGUGGUGGUGAUGAUGAUUUAUUGUUCGGUAUUAUAAACAUACCCCCGGAAGGUUCUAAUUAUUGUAUUGGAGAUCCGCAUCAAGAUAUUGCAAUUGAAUAUCUAAGUCUAUCCAAUAACUAAAUAUUUAAGUCUAUCCAAUAACUAAAUAUUUAAGUCUAUCAAAUUACUAGAUAUUUAAAUCUAUCCAAUAUCUAAAUA